AUGGUGCAUGCAUCCGGAAAGACAAGGACUUCCUUAGCAGGCUCGUUGAGACAGGUGCCACAGAAAGUUCUGGUUGCCAUUUGGAAAACCACGUACACUCGUCAACUACUGAUGUGCUGCAGAAUAUCUUGUUCUCAUCAAAUGAUUCAUGGCAUGCAAACGAGAAGUUACCGUUAGAUCACUUUACUGCAUUACCCGAAGAUGGUUUGUUCUUCACAUUUCCUUGAGCGCAUUAAGGAACUGCAAAGUACUGCUAGUGAGAUAUCACUAGAGCUUAAUGAUGCUGUACGAGCACUUGGUGAUCUCCACUUGAAGCACAGACAGCUGACAGAGAAGCACCAUGAAGAGAGAUAUUUAAAUGCUCGAAGCAAAGCUGAACAGAAACGCCUUAAAGUGGAGUUGGCAAGUGCUGCUGCUGAGUUGGAAGAAAGCAACCACAAAUUGGCAGUUCUCAAAGCACAGGGAGACACGACACAUGGAACUCCAAUCUUAUUUCCAACUUUAGGAAAUAAAAGCUUCCCUCAGGAUAAUGUCAGAGACAAACAAAAGGAAUUGCAGGAUCUAGGGGCUUCUCACAAGGAGUUUACGGGUCUGAUUUCACAACGCCUGGCGGAAAUAAGGAGACUUCAUGAAGAGAGAAUUGAAAUUUUGAACAAGUUGGCUACUUUUCAGAACAUUUUGACGGAUUUGAAGAGCAUUUCUUCUUCAAAAGCUUUCCAAGUUCUGAAGGAUCAACUCCAGAAGUCACAAGCAGAGUUGGACCACUGCCGGACACUAUUAGAGAAAUUACAGGUUAAUAAGGAUAAAUUGAUAUGGCAAGAAAGGGAAAUUAAUGUAAAAGUUGAUCUGUCUGGAAUUCCUCAUAGGGUAUCUCUCAAUUGUGAGUCAACCCUUGCAGUUUUAGAUCAGAAUCUACGGAAAGUAGUUGAUGAAAAGAAUAUGCUUGCACUGAAACUUGAAGAAUCUUCGAGAGAACCUGGUCGGAACCAAACCAUAUCAGAAUUUAAAGCGCUGGUGUCAUCACUGCCAGAAGAAAUGGGCGCUAUGCAAACUGAACUAUCUAAGUACAAGGAUGAUGCUUCAGAAUUGCAUUCUUUACGAGCUGAAGUUCGCUCCAUUUCUGAUAUUCUGGCUAGAAAUGAGCAUGCCAUCAACGAAUCAUUAUGUAAAUCCACUCGUGCUGGACCUGAAGCAAGGGAUCUACGGUCCAGGGUUCGUGAACUAAGGCAAACGAAUUGCGAGUUAAAGCUCUUUGUGGAAAUGUAUAAGCGCGAAUCUACUGAUUCAAGAGAUGUGCUGGAGUCGAAAGAUAGAGAAUACUGUGAAUGGGCUCGUGCCCAUAGCCUCAAAUCUUCUCUUGAUGAUAGUAGGCUAGAACAGCGUGUUAAGGCAGCCAUCGAAGCUGAAGCAACGUCUCAGCAGAGACUAGCAAGUGGUGAAGCUCAGAUUGCUGAAUUAAGGGGGAAGAUGGAGAGUGCCAGAAGAGAUAUUGGUAGUUUAUCUGAAUUAUUGAAAUCAAAGCAUGAAGAAGGUGAAGCGUACCUGUCAGAGAUUGAGAGUAUUGGGCAAGCAUAUGAAGAUAUACAAACACAAAAUCAACAAUUGCUACAGCAAAUUAUCGAGAGAGAUGACCACAAUACAAAGAUCUUUAUGGAAGGCGUUAAGGUGAAACAGGCACAGGAUACUUUGCAUUUAGAGUUAUGCAAUCUGAACAGGAAUUUACGGCAGGCAAAGGGUUUGAUGGAUCUGUACAAAGAUAAAAUCGCCCAGUUAGACGACAAGUUAAAAGUUUGGUCAGAGCAGACAGCGAGACUUUCGGAGGAUGGACGGCGACAUUCUGUUUCUUCAGGCAAUGCUCAAAGAAAGCUGGCGGAUGUAUUGGGAGAGGCUCAACAAUUGAGACAGUCCAUGGAUCAAGUACAAUCCAAUGUUGGGAGGAGUCGACUAGGAGUUGCUGGGCUUCUUGUAGAACUAGAGAAGGAUAGGUUUAGUAAGAGGAGAACUGAGGAUGAUUUGGAAUCGUUAUCAAGGAAAGCUAGUUCUCUUAGAGCAAAGACAGAGGGAUCGUCGGUGUUGGAAAAGGUUCAUCAGGAGGUGAAUGAGUACAGGGGAAUAUUGAAAUGUGGUGUCUGUCGCGACCGACAGAAAGAGGUCGUGAUUACCAAGUGCUACCAUCUUUUCUGCAACGACUGUAUACAGAAGUUGCUCAGAAACCGCCAGCGAAGGUGCCCUUCCUGUGCAUUAAGCUUUGGGGCUAAUGAUGUGAAGCCGAUUUAUAUAUGAUGCAGCGGUGGCAGCUGUCGUGGGUCAUCUAGGACAAGUGACUGAACGCCCCAUGUUUGGGGUUCUUGGUGGCAUGAUCCUUCAGUUGGAAAUUGUAGCUUAAAUUUCUGCAAGGCGGACCCAUAGCAUACGUUAGGCUGCCGGCACAAUGCCUGUGGCUUAUGCUAUGCAAGUGUGGCUUCCCGCUCCUUUGUAAAGUGUGGAAUUUUCUUGUUGAAAUAGCUGCUAGUCUUAGCUUGCAUAUACAAUGUGUUAUUUUGCUUGACAUAUCCAAGGAUGAGGAGUUUGUGACUCCGAAAACAUACCAUAGGUUGUAUUGACAUAUAUGGAUGGAUUGUAGUUCCUUUUGUUGUAGGUGAUGUUGAGUAUGUAGCUUUUGGCCGUUCGUUUCA
This is a messenger RNA of Triticum urartu, 2675 nucleotides long. Lineage: Eukaryota; Viridiplantae; Streptophyta; Magnoliopsida; Poales; Poaceae. The record is from RefSeq and is a predicted model, not a curated record.